This is a messenger RNA of Coffea eugenioides, 1434 nucleotides long. Its product is annotated as putative disease resistance protein RGA4. The coding region runs from base 1 to 1434 and encodes 477 amino acids. Gene Ontology annotation, biological process: defense response to other organism. The transcript is spliced from 2 exons. Gene Ontology annotation, molecular function: ADP binding. The record is from RefSeq and is a predicted model, not a curated record. NCBI's taxonomy places the organism in Eukaryota, Viridiplantae, Streptophyta, Magnoliopsida, Gentianales, Rubiaceae.
AUGGAGAGGGUUGCCACAAUAAUUGGCACAUUACAAACAUAUUAUCUGUCGAGUUUGUCAGAGAAUCAGAGUUGGUCACUAUUUAGGCAACGGGCAUUUGGCCGUCAAGAGGCUGAAGAAUAUCCUAACCUUGUAGUUAUUGGAAAAGAGAUUGUGAAAAAAUGUGGUGGUGUUCCGCUGGCUGCAAAGGCUCUUGGAGGCUUUCUACGAUUUAAAAGGGAAGAAAAUGAAUGGAACUCCGUGAAAUGCAGUGAAAUUUGGAACUUACCUCAAGAUACAACACAUAUCUUGCCCGCGUUGAGAUUGAGCUACCUUAAUCUUCCAGUAGAGUUGAGAGGUUGCUUUGCAUAUUGUGCAGCAUUUCCCAAGGGCUAUGAAAUUGAAAUAGAAGAGGUAAUACAUUUGUGGCUGGCAAAUGGAUUGAUUUCAUCUAAUGAAACGAUGGAAGUGGAAGAUGUUGGUGUUGCCGUGCUGACUGAACUAUAUUAUAGAUCACUAUUCCAAGCAGUAAAGGAAGAUGAAUUUGGCAAUGCCCUCACUUUUAAGAUGCAUGACCUUGUCCAUGAUUUGGCUCGAUCAGUAAUGAAGGCUAAACACGGUGGAACAGAGUCAAAUAGAACGAUGAUAUUAGGUAUGCCAGAUGAUCAGCUAACAGUGGCUUUUCCUAUUACAAUCACAGGCAUUGACCAGUGCUUUUCUUUCUUGUCAAAAUGUGGCUCCCUGAGGGCUCUCAUGGUAAAGUCAAUGGAGUCUACCCAAGAAGAGUUUACGAAGUUGUCACAUGCAAUAAGCAAACUGAAACAUUUAAGGCAUCUAGAUCUUUCAAGAUCUUUAAUUGUUGAACUACCCAAUUCAAUUUGUGACUUGUGGAAUUUGCAAAUUUUAAACCUAAAUGAUUCUCUCAUUCUUUUGAGUCUACCCAAGGGCAUGAGAUUCCUCAGAAAUCUUCGGCAUCUUUGUCUACAGGGGUGUUGGAGUUUGACUCACAUGCCAAGUGGAAUUGGGAAGCUGACUUGCCUACGGACGUUGAGUAUGGUCGUCUUGGGUGGCAAAAAAGGCUUCCAACUAAGUGAGUUGCAAGACUUAAAUAUGCUUGGAGGAGAGCUAACAAUUGGGCACCUUGAGAGGAUUGAAGACAAAAAGGAUGCAGAAGAAGCUUGCUUAAUUAAAAAACAGAGUCUCCGCUGGUUGAAUUUGUAUUGGGAUUCCGAAAGAACGCUUCAACGGUACAAUGAUGAGGAAGUGCUUGAAGCCCUCAAACCCUGCCCCAACCUUCAACUGCUGCGUGUCCUAGGCUUCAACGGUUCAUCAUUUCCAUCUUGGAUUUCAACUGUAACAAAAGUUGCUGUGAACGAAAGUGCAGCGGAGUACAUAGUUGGGGACUUCUUAGAUGGUUCCCAUCGGGUUCAAGUUUUGCAGCGAAUAAAGACUUAA